UAAUUCAGUCUCCAUGAUGUUCCUCGGCUCUGCUUAAGUUGAUGGGGAGCAUGACGUGGGAACAUUAAGGCGCCUCAAUGCUACUGGGCCUCUGCAGGUCUGACCGCUUAAUUGCAACCCCGCGGCCUCCGGAAGGGCGUAAAACAAUGACAUGUUGCCAGCAUCUGAAGAUUGAGUGAUGUCAUGGGAAAGAUAAAAAAGCCGCUUCGCCGAGUUCUGACCAUCAAGCUCUUUAACGUCCUACGAGAGGGAAAUGGCAUCCGAUCGAACAACCGAGCGUGAUUUGACCCCAAAUCCCCCCAUCUCAGAACUUUCUUACGAUGACCGCUCCCUUGAGAACAGGGACACGGGGAACGGGUUCUCGCUUCCUCCGACGGACGGAGGAAAGGAUGCAUGGCUAUUUUUAUUCGCAUGCUUCAUUUUGGAAGCACUGAUAUGGGGUUUCCCGGCAAGUUAUGGCGUCUUCCAGGAGUUCUACAGUACGAACAAGCCAUUUGAGGGCUCCCCGAAUAUUGCAGUGGUAGGAGCAUGUGCUAUGGGAAUUAUGUACCUUACUCAGCCUCCCAUGUUCGCCAUUCUAAAGCGAUUCCCCAAAAUGCGUCUCUGGGCAACGCCGGCUGGCCUCAUCGUCAUGUGCCUCGCACUCGGUCUUGGGUCUCUGUCGAAUAGUAUUCCUCAGCUCAUCGUCACUCAGGGAAUUUUUUAUGCCCUUGGAGGCACUCUUGCAUGGACGCCUAUCCUCUUCUUCAUCGAAGAAUGGUGGGUGCGACGCCGAGGCUUUGCUUACGGUGUUAUGAUGGCAGGAUUCGGGAUAUCCGGGGCCGUUCUACCCUUGAUACUGCAGUGGCUGCUACACAGCUACGGCUUCCGAACCACGCUGCGCGUUUGCGCGCUGGCGUUUGUAGCACUCAAUUUCCCGAUCCUCUUCUUCUUCAAGCCCCGGCUUCCGCUUGCUCAGACUUCACAGGCUCGGGGUUUCGACAUGUCUUUCUGGGGGUGUUCGAACUAUCUCAUCCUCCAAUCCGCAAACUUGGUUCAAAGCCUAGGAUACUUCCUCCCGGGAAUCUACCUGCCUACCUUCGCCCGGGCAUUGGGCGCAUCGAAUCUCGGGAGCGUUGCGACCGUCAUACUCCUGAACGGCGCAGCCGCAGCUGGCUGCCUCUGCAUGGGCGCGGCUGUUGAUAGAUAUCAUGUCACGACUUGUCUUUCCGUGGCCGCGUUAGGCUCGACCCUCGGUGUAUUUCUACUCUGGGGAUUCUCCACCUCUCUGCCACCUCUCUACAUCUUCAGCUUAGUCUACGGCGCCUUCGCGGGUUGUACAUCGACGGCUUGGAGCGCCAUCAUCCGGGAUACCAAAGAGAAGCGGCCAGGAGUCGAUUCGGGCAUGGUAUUUGCAUGUCUUGCCGCAGGGAAAGGUGUGGGCAACGUUUGCAGCGGCCCACUUAGCGAAGCUCUUCUUCAUGCCGGAAACUGGAAGGCUGGAAUGGCGUAUGGAAGCGGGUAUGGUCCACUCAUUGUCUUCACUGGGACGACGGCCCUGCUUGGAGGAUGGGGUUCUGCAGCAAAGAGAAUGGGGUGGCUGUGAGCCUGUGAACGCGUCAGCCAGCUGUUCAGCAGCCACACUUCGACAAUGCAUCGGAUUCCCAGCAUCCGGGCUUUGUCGUGCGGGAACUGCAUAAAUGCUCAAUUGCUGUGCAAAGCUGCUGAGUUUCUGUGCACUCUUAUUAUACCAGUAUGUUUAAAUCGUUGCAUGGGGUCCAUCCCAUAUCUUAUGUCAGAGAAGGAUCGAACAUCACCUU
Molecule: messenger RNA, 1799 nt
Organism: Westerdykella ornata
Lineage: Eukaryota; Fungi; Ascomycota; Dothideomycetes; Pleosporales; Sporormiaceae
Product: MFS general substrate transporter
Exons: 3
Coding region: 254-1585 (443 amino acids)
Biological process (GO): transmembrane transport
Cellular component (GO): fungal-type vacuole membrane
Molecular function (GO): transmembrane transporter activity
Source: RefSeq, a predicted model, not a curated record